This is a messenger RNA of Cuscuta campestris, 1357 nucleotides long. NCBI's taxonomy places the organism in Eukaryota, Viridiplantae, Streptophyta, Magnoliopsida, Solanales, Convolvulaceae. The record is from the annotation of a GenBank genome assembly.
ACGGAAUGAAAUUGCGGCGGCUGGCGGCGGCAUAUGUCACCCGACGAUGAUGUCCCUGCCUUCUAAUUAACGAUGAUAUGAUGAUGAGCAGCAGGUACGACGAGGAAGAUCAGUUGGAGGAGGCAGCCCUGAUCGUCGCUUCUUCAUCCGCUUUGCUUUCUUUCCUUCUCUCCACUCUCUUGAUCUUCCAGCAUCUCAGAUCUUACACCAAUCCCGCUGAACAGAAAUGGAUUGUUGCUGUCAUCUCCAUGGUUCCUGUCUAUGCCACUGAGUCAAUUUUGUCUUUGUGGAACCCAAACCUGUCUCUUGCGUGUGACAUUCUAAGAAAUCUAUACGAAGCUUUCGCUCUCUACUCUUUCGGCAGUUACUUGAUCGCCUGCCUUGGGGGCGAAAGGAGAGUUGUGGAACUACUAGAAGACGAAUCGAGAAAAGGGACCAGCCAGCAGCCAUUACUGAGCAGGGAAGAGAAACAGCCUAAGACGAAGGAGAGAACGUUCUCCAACUUCUUCCUUCGCCCGUGCGUUCUUGGGGAGCGUCUUCUCACAAUAGAGAAGUUUGGUCUUGUGCAGUAUAUGAUAUUGAAGACUUUAUGUGCAUUCUUAACGCUGGUUCUGGAACUGUUAGGCGUGUAUGGCGAUGGCGAGUUUAAGUGGUACUAUGGGUACCCUUAUAUUGCAGUGGUUCUCAACUUCAGCCAGAUGUGGGCUUUGUAUUGUCUGGUGCAAUUCUAUAACGUGACUCAUCUCAGGCUUAAGGAUAUUAAACCCCUUGCGAAGUUUAUUAGCUUUAAGGCAAUCGUCUUUGCUACGUGGUGGCAAGGCUUUGGCAUUUCCUUGGCUUGCUAUUGGGGUGUCCUAUCCAAGGAAGGGAAGUUUCAGACGGGAUUGCAGGACUUCUUAAUCUGCAUAGAGAUGGCAAUUGCUGCUAUAGCUCACAUCUUUGUAUUCUCUGCAAAGCCUUAUCGUCAUACCUUGACAGUAGUACCGCCUGUGUAUGGAAAGAUCACCACUCAAAAAACAGAAACAUCCAUAAAUGUAGAAGACGACGAGGAAUUGCCAGCUGUUGUGGAGAAGACAGAGGCCGAGCUGAAGGCUCCAGGAACCAGUGUGAAAGAAAGUGUUCAAGACAUUGUUGUGGGAGGUGGCCAGCAAGUCGUUGAGGAUGUGGUGUUGACAAUCAACCAGGCAAUUGAACCUGUGGAGAAGGGCGUGACGAAGAUCCAAGAAUCUUUCCAUCAAAUAUCAGUUUCUUCUAUGUCGGAUGGAAAGAAAGAGCCGGAAGUGAAGCUCAAGGAAACAGGAAAGCUCCUAACAAGAGAUGACGAGAGAAGAGUUUGAAAAAAAUACUCUGUAAUAGU